Messenger RNA from Ostertagia ostertagi, 393 nucleotides. The record is from the annotation of a GenBank genome assembly. NCBI's taxonomy places the organism in Eukaryota, Metazoa, Nematoda, Chromadorea, Rhabditida, Trichostrongylidae.
UCAGGAUGGAAAAGCUGCUGUUACUUUCAGAACAACGUUUUCAUACUACUGUUUUUCCAAUUCUACAAUGGUUGGAGUGCGUCGUUCACCACUGACCCGGUCUAUUCAAUUUUGUACCCUAUCAUAUUUUCAAGGGGAAUGGACAUUUGUGGUCGGUUCCAAACUACAAUAAAUAUUUGUUUUAGUCUCCAACCGAUCAUCGUAGGUGUGAUCGACCAGGAUGCACCGGCCGAUGAGUUGCUGUCAAACCCGGUGCUCUAUGCCCCAGGCCGCAGAGGAUCGAAAUACACGUACCAACUUUUUGCCAUCAAUACCAUUGAUGGAAUCUGGCAGGCGGCCGUGGUAUUUUUCGCUCCUUAUUUAGUGGGUUUUAUUCGUUUUUUGUUUGCUUGA